AUGUUGGCGGUUGAGGAAAAGCAGCCCGUCGAGACGGGCGAGCAAGUGGCUCCAAAGUCGCACCAGGAAAGCAGCUCGGACUUCUCAGACGGCCCAAUUGAUCCCAAGGCCGAGAGCAGGCUGGUUACAAAGCUGGACUUCAUCAUAUUCCCUACUUUCUUCGUGAUUUAUAUGAUGUCUUUUUUGGAUCGCAUCAAUAUUAGCAAUGCGCGUAUUCAAGGAAUGGUUGCAGACCUCGAUCUUACGGGAAAUCGGUUCAAUGUCGCGCUUUUUACUUAUUACAUCUCCUACAUCCUUUUAGAGGUCCCCUCCAACAUGGUCAUCAAGAGGUUUCGCCCUUCCUUGUAUCUUUCCACUUUGAUGUUUUGCUGGGGCAUCAUCAACAUGUGCAUGGGAUUUGUACACUCGUAUAGUGCGCUCAUCGGUCUGCGAUUCCUCCUUGGUAUUUUCGAGGCCGGCGUCCUGCCCGGCAUCAUCUAUGUCACAUCCAUGUAUUACAAGCGACACGAGUAUCAAAAGCGCAUGUCUUUCUUCUUCUGCAGUACAGUGGUCGCCGGCGCAUUUGGAGGGCUUCUGGCCUACGCCAUCGCCAAGCUUGGUGGCCACCAUGGCUUCGCUGCUUGGCGCUGGAUCUUCAUCAUCGAGGGCGCCAUAACCUCUACGCUCGCCAUCAUUGCCGCGUUUCUCAUCAUUGACUGGCCAGAGCAGACCAAAUAUCUCAACGCGGAAGAGAAAGAGCUGCUCCGUCGCCGCCUCGCUGCCGAUGUCGACGACUCAUGCCGCAUGGAUGUCCUUAACAAGACUUCGUUCAAAAUGAUCAUGUCGGACUACAAGAUCUGGCUUGGAGCCCUGGUAUACAUGGGUGUUGGCGUCCCUGGUCUGUCUGGAACAUUCUUCCUUCCCACUAUUCUCCUCGAGUUCAACUGGAAAGCUCAGGAGGCGCAAGUCCGCACAAUCCCUGUUUAUGUGGUUGCAGGUGGUACGAUGCUCAUCGGUGCCUGGGCUUCUGACAAGCUCAGACAUCGCUUUAGCUUCUUCGUUGCCGGAACUAGCUUGGUGACCAUUGGCUACGGAAUGCUUCUUGCACAAGAAGGAAAGUCUCGAGACUACAAGUUCGGCGCAGUCUUCUUGGUGUUUGGCGGUGCCUACAUGGUCACACCCAUGGCGCUUGCAUGGCUGCAGAAUAACCUCUCGGGUCACUGGAAGCGCGCCUUCGGAUCUUCAAUCCAAGUCACAAUAGGCAAUAUUGCUGGCAUCAUUGGAAGCAACAUUUACCUUGUCAACGAAGCUCCCACCUAUGUCACUGGCUACAGCGUUUCGCUUGCCAUGAUGUGGCUGGGAAUGAUCUGUGCCACUAUUCUGGCUGUGCUCAUGUGGAGAGACAAUAAGAAGCGCGAUGCUGGUGAGCGGGACGACAGGUUGAACCUUCCAGAAGAUGUGAAGAAUAACUUAGGCGAUGCGUAUCCCACCUUUCGAUUUACUCUCUAA
Trichoderma harzianum CBS 226.95 is the source of this 1488-nucleotide messenger RNA. RefSeq lists its product as hypothetical. Gene Ontology annotation, cellular component: membrane. The record is from RefSeq and is a predicted model, not a curated record. Gene Ontology annotation, biological process: transmembrane transport. The coding region runs from base 1 to 1488 and encodes 495 amino acids. Lineage: Eukaryota; Fungi; Ascomycota; Sordariomycetes; Hypocreales; Hypocreaceae. Gene Ontology annotation, molecular function: transmembrane transporter activity. The transcript has 2 exons.